Molecule: messenger RNA, 1746 nt
Organism: Metopolophium dirhodum (rose-grain aphid)
Lineage: Eukaryota; Metazoa; Arthropoda; Insecta; Hemiptera; Aphididae
Exons: 8
Coding region: 1-1593 (530 amino acids)
Source: RefSeq, a predicted model, not a curated record
AUGGCAGAUGAAUUUACAAAAAAAAUAUUAAAUGAUUGGAAUUUGGGGAUGCUGAUUGAAACAUUUGAAGAUGAAGGGGUAGACAGAGAAGCAUUGAUAAAUCUGGAUGAAGAUAUGAUCAAAACAUUGAUCCCAAAAGUCGGUUACCUAUCAAAAUUUUUAAACAAAUUUAACUUGUUUAAAAAUAGUAUUACUGUUCCAGUGUUAGAACUAUCCAGUCAAAAUGAAAUAAACAUUGCUGAUAUUAAUGUUAUUGAAUUUGAACCUCUUGAGGGUAUAAGAAAUGAUUCCACAGUUAACCAAGAUCCUGUUCUCCCAACAUCACAAUCUCCCAAAGUGUAUAUACAUCCUAGAACUACUGGAAGUAAUAAUGGUAAUAUAAAAAAUAUACUACAAAAGUCCCAAGAGGGAAAUAUGAUAAUAAGACUUUAUGAACAAAAUAAUAUAUGCAAUAUGAGUAUGAGAAGUAAAAUGGUGAAGUUAAUUAUUGAUCAUGAACUAAAAAAAAGUUUAAAUGAGACAUUAUCUUCAGCCCAAAUUCAACAGUUAGCAAAGGAGAUUGUUGAAUGUUUUGAAACAGAAUCGGAAUUCAUUUAUUAUACACCAUUUCAAAAAAUAAAUAAAAAUAUUAAAUUAGCACGAGGUAAAUUAUGGGACCGUUACUGCAAUGUACGAAAAGACAUUCGGAAGUUACAAAACAGCUCUAAAGUAAAACCAAAUACAUUAUACGAAACCAUCGAAGCAAAUGAAGUUUUGGAUGAUAUGAUAAUUUGGCUAAGAAAUAAUGAUGAGCCGAUGACUGUUGUACUAGACAAAUGGGCCAAAACAAGUGAUUAUAGGUACAAGAAAUUAUUAGAGAGUGACCUAGAGCUAGAAUAUUUUAUUAGUUAUCCAGCCAUGAGAGGUGUUAAUGCGUGUCAGUUGAUUGAUUUGGAUUUUGAUCUACUUUUUCCAAAUAAAGAAGUUGCAUUUUAUAACAGUUUCCAACAUUUUGUCAACAUUUUUUAUAAGUAUUUAGAAAAGUGUCAAACUAAAAUUGUAAAGGAAGUACAAUAUUUUAGCUAUUUAGAAGUGCUUAGCAAACCAGAAAAUCCAGACAUUAAUAUAGCUGCAUUAUAUAUUCUUCCAAGAAUAUUUCAAUCGAAAACAAUUUGCUCAUCUACGUCAAAUGGUUCAAAGAAAAGAAAAGUUGAAAAGUGGAGACCUUCAACUGAAGAAAUUGCUGAUGGAUUUGUUUGUUUUGCUAAAUCUGCAACACAAAUGAAUGACAUAUAUUGCCAAAAAGAAAACAAGGCUAAAAGAUCAAACACUACAGUACAACCAUAUAUUACAUUUUUAUGUCUAGACAUCGAAAAUCCUCUUAAGGUAACUGCAUCUUAUGUGAUAAUUAAUAAGUACCAAUUUAAAGUAGAAACACCUAUGAAAGCAGUUGAUCUGGCGUUUAAAAGUUUUUUUUCGUUAAACCUCAAUUAUCCGAAAGAAUCUGAACAUUUAUGGGAAUUUAUCCAAAAAUAUUUUUAUAAUAUUACCACCGAUCACGACAAACGAUUCACAUCCACAAAUAUAAUCUUAAAUGAUCUAAAACAAUUUUGAUAGUCAUAUUAUUUUUUUUUGUUUAUAUAAAAUACUAUUUAUUACAUAUUAUCAUAUUUUUCAAAGUAACUUACUAUACUCUUUUGAUAAUCUUAUAUACUGUUAUAUUAUCUAUAACAUUUAAAUUAUAAAUUAUUAAUAUGUAGUGCUAUA